Messenger RNA from Echinococcus granulosus, 309 nucleotides. RefSeq lists its product as hypothetical. The transcript has 3 exons. Bases 1 to 309 code for a protein of 102 amino acids. The record is from RefSeq and is a predicted model, not a curated record. NCBI's taxonomy places the organism in Eukaryota, Metazoa, Platyhelminthes, Cestoda, Cyclophyllidea, Taeniidae.
AUGUGCUCGCACUUCGGAGCGACAGAGGGCAACAUUUUGACACCAGAGAAAGAUCCGUCAAUCUUUGUCACUGCAUCCUCCGCAGUUCAGGCUACCUAUACUACACAAGCACUGAUUUUGCAUGCUGUCCUUCAACGUGUGAGCCACUCCACCCAACAGUUCCACUUUCAGCAGACUGUCGCGAUUGUGCUGCACCGCAACCAAAAGGACUCACUAUGCAACGGUGUAGACGGCGGCGUCGAGUACCAAGUAUGGACUGGCGGACUAUCUACUAAGAGGCAGCAAAACAGUGAUUUGGUGUCCUCAUAA